Drosophila eugracilis is the source of this 471-nucleotide messenger RNA. RefSeq lists its product as uncharacterized. The transcript is spliced from 2 exons. NCBI's taxonomy places the organism in Eukaryota, Metazoa, Arthropoda, Insecta, Diptera, Drosophilidae. The record is from RefSeq and is a predicted model, not a curated record. The coding region runs from base 1 to 471 and encodes 156 amino acids.
AUGAAUGCAAAAGAAAAGGAACACAAAGCAAAGGCCGUGUAUUUAGGCAUUGAACUAUCCUACAACAAAACAUAUGUGGAAUAUUUCGGAAUAGCUCCUGAAGAUACGCAUUUGCUAAUGAUUAACUCAACGAAAGUGGUGAAAAGUGUGUUCUUGGAGAGUCGCAUUAGCAAUAUGGAAACCAAUAGGACCAUAUAUAAUGUGAAAAACAUAGCAAUUUGUAGUUUCCUCAACAAUCGAUUGAUGUCCAAAUUGUAUUCGGCGAUUUAUGAUCAGUUUGUGGGCAAUUCCAGUAUCUUCAAGUGUCCAAUUCAGCCUGGUGUAUAUUACCUGAGAAACGAUGUGAGGGAACUUGAUGUGCCUAUGUUUCAUCCACCUGGCAAGUUCAGUUUGACUGUACGAAUCAAGGAAUUAAAGGACGGACCUGUAGUUUUGCAAAUUUUCUGGAAAUAUCGAGUUUUGCGUAUAUAA